AUGAUUACUGCAACGGCAGCCUCGGCCAAAUCGGUCGUGUUUCCCUUAUCUAAUCUCUCUUCCGCCUUCCACAGCCUCUCCCUCACCUCAAAACGAAACUUUUCUUCAACGCUUCCCGCUCAGACUACUAGGCAGCUUCCUUCUUAUAUACCUCCUUACCCUUACGGACCAAGGCGGACUUUUAAACAAGCCGAUAGUGGACUAUAUGGCGGCUCAACUAUCCAAUUCGGAAAUAAAAUAUCCAAAGGCAGGAACAAGGGAAAGACAAGAAGAAUUUGGAAACCAAAUGUCGAUAAAGAGAAACUUUAUAGCGAGGCAUUAGGGCAAUGGCUAGAAAUAAAAGUUCAACAUCGUGUCUUACGAACUAUUCGAAAGGUCGGCGGUUUGGAUCAAUAUCUACUUGGUGACAAACCUGCGCGAAUAAAGGAGUUGGGCAUAUUUGGCUGGGGUCUACGAUGGAAGGUCAUGACGUCGAAAGCGAUGAAAAAACGAUAUGAAGAAGAACGAAAGGAGUUGGGACUAGAAAAGCCCGUUACAUUUAAACAGUUUCUUUCCCGAUACACCAUGGAACAACAGGUCAAGGCUGCCGUACACGACCAAGCACAGCAACCGACAGAGCAAUUGGAACUAGAAGUCGAAGAAUCUUUGCCAGAAUCGUCAUCGACACCAAAGCUCAAUGUGGCUUGA
Messenger RNA from Ophidiomyces ophidiicola, 687 nucleotides. RefSeq lists its product as uncharacterized. The coding region runs from base 1 to 687 and encodes 228 amino acids. Lineage: Eukaryota; Fungi; Ascomycota; Eurotiomycetes; Onygenales; Onygenaceae. Gene Ontology annotation, cellular component: mitochondrial large ribosomal subunit. The transcript has a single exon. The record is from RefSeq and is a predicted model, not a curated record. Gene Ontology annotation, molecular function: structural constituent of ribosome.